AUGACUGAACUGAGAUGGUACUCCCUCUCCAUUUCUUCCUUGAGGGAUGUUAAGGUGAGGGUUCAAUCUUAUGUCAAGGCUUGUGGUUUGUGGGAGAUAGGUCAAGCAAGGGAUUUGGGUUUAGAGUUCGACUUCCUACUGUCUAUUGUCUUCGACAAUGGACCGCAUUUUGAGACGCCUAAGCUCAAGGUAUCGUUGGCCGAUCAGGACAUUAAAGCUCACUUUGCUUUCGUUGCUCAUGCUCAAGAAAAUGGUCAAGUAGAAGCCUUUAAUAAGAUCCUCUCAAACGGCAUAAAGCAAAAGCUGGACAAUGCGAAAGAAGCCGUCCUUCCAAUUGAAAUAGAAGAACCCACUCUCCGAGUUAUGAUAUAUUUAGAAGAAGCCAACUGGGUUGCCCUUCGUACGGCCUUGGACCAGGUUCCAGAAGUUCGGGGUAAUGCUCUACUAAGAAUGCAGUUGUAUGAACUGAGAAUGGCUCGUGAAUUUAACAAGAGGGUGACCAGACGGCCAUUAAAGGUGGGGAUCUUGUCUUAA
Messenger RNA from Beta vulgaris subsp. vulgaris (sugar beet), 534 nucleotides. RefSeq lists its product as uncharacterized. The transcript is spliced from 3 exons. Gene Ontology annotation, molecular function: nucleic acid binding. The record is from RefSeq and is a predicted model, not a curated record. NCBI's taxonomy places the organism in Eukaryota, Viridiplantae, Streptophyta, Magnoliopsida, Caryophyllales, Amaranthaceae. Bases 1 to 534 code for a protein of 177 amino acids.